AAAUGGGUGCAUCCAUUAAACCCUCUUUCUCCACGUUCAAAGGUAAUGAAAGGAAACGAUCUUUAGAAACCUAAUGAUUAGAACAUCAUGACAAUCCAUCCAUCCAGCCCCAUACUGACUUGAAUCGAUUUCACCUCCUCUUCAACAAAAAUUCAAUUUUUAUUUUUAUUUUUAUUUUUGGACAUUCUAGAUGCCUCCUAAGUUCGAUCCCUCUGAGGUUAAGAUUAUCUACCUUCGUGCCACUGGUGGUGAAGUUGGUGCUUCUAGUGCCCUUGCCCCCAAGAUUGGUCCUCUCGGUCUUUCUCCCAAGAAGGUCGGUGAAGAUAUCGCCAAGGGUACCAAGGACUGGAAGGGUCUCCGUGUCACUGUUCAAUUGACCAUUCAAAACCGUCAAGCUCAAGUUUCCGUUGUUCCCUCCGCUUCCUCUUUGGUCAUCAAGGCUCUUAAGGAGCCUCUCCGUGAUCGUAAGAAGGAGAAGAACAUCAAGCAUUCCGGUAACGUUGCUCUUGAGGACAUUAUUGAGAUUGCCCGUACCAUGCGUUUCAAGUCUCUUGCUCGUGAACUCUCUGGUACCGUCAAGGAAAUCCUCGGUACUGCUUUCUCCGUUGGCUGUACCGUCGAUGGUCAAAACCCCAAGGACCUUUGUCAUGCCAUCGAUGCUGGUGAGGUCGAGAUCCCCGAGAAAUAAAUUAUUCUCUAACUCGCUCACUGAUCGAAUUAUACUUUUUUUUUUCCGCAACGAGAUAAAUAAACCUUUUAUUGUCGAAAAAACACCUUAUUUCUUUAUCAUUUUGAUUCAUUACAAAGAGAUUAGUUAGAACAGUUAUCGCGUACUUUAUUACUGAUUCAUUACCAAAGGAAAGUUAUUAGGAAAAUGAAGUAGAUAC
Messenger RNA from Mucor mucedo, 887 nucleotides. RefSeq names its product 60S ribosomal protein L12. Gene Ontology annotation, molecular function: structural constituent of ribosome; large ribosomal subunit rRNA binding. Gene Ontology annotation, biological process: translation. The record is from RefSeq and is a predicted model, not a curated record. The transcript is spliced from 3 exons. Gene Ontology annotation, cellular component: cytosolic large ribosomal subunit; ribosome. NCBI's taxonomy places the organism in Eukaryota, Fungi, Mucoromycota, Mucoromycetes, Mucorales, Mucoraceae. The coding region runs from base 191 to 688 and encodes 165 amino acids.